UGCUGUUGUUGUUUUGUGCUGGCCUCUUUAGUACCAUCAAGUGGUCUGUCGUGUCCGGUUCUAAAGUGAGCGGGUUGGUUUUGUCGGUGCUCGAAGCAAAUGUAAAAAAAAUGAUACGCGAAGUGCGCUCCCAAUUAUUACCUAAUUGAAUUAUUAACGUCCGUAAAUGCGUGUGGUUUUGGGUAGCGCUGGGUCGAACUUACCCUAGUACCGUAACAUAGUACCGUAAAGUGAAAGGUACACCCUGUAAACAACCGGGUUCAUCGUGUAGCCCUCCCCGAAGAAUGUUGGUUGCAUGCGUAGUGUUUUGUGGUUUGACUUGUUAGUAAAAGUUCUUCGGCAACUACCGUGGAGAAAAACCACCAUCAACAGUUGGUGUUGAGCGCCCGCGUUUUCCCUUAAUUCUCACCCCGUCCCUUGUGGGUGGGUUCGAAUUGGGGGGUUCCAUUCAGUGAAGCCUGUCUGGUUCGGGUGCAUAAAUAACGUGCGCGGGUGCAUUUUAGUAGCAGCAGUCGACAGCGGAACUAUCGUGAACAGCAGUCAUGCAUAUUCGACGAUCUUUGCAAGCCCCAGGUGACUUUGCGAGUUGACCAAUUGUGGCGGCGCAUAUGUUUGUUGGCCAAUUUUUCGCGUUUACGUCCGUUGAUAAACUUCUGAAUCACCGUCUAGGAGGAAGAGGAAGAACAGAAAGAGUGUAACUAUUGAAACAACAACAACAAUGAAUUAAGCAGCAUGUGAUAAGUGGUUGCAAUUUUGACAGUCAAUGUUUUGUUUUCGUCCAAACUUGAUAACGACCCUGGUUGUGUUUUUAGAAGCAAUACGUGAUUCUUUAUUUUACGUUUGUUCGUUGGUUCGGUAAAUUAUCACCAUUGUAGAAGAGCUGAAAGCCGACACACUGACGAGCAACAGUAGCAAGUAGUAUAAAUGUGUAUCUCCAGAAUAAAACGAGCAACUAUGCUGAAUCUAUGAAUUCCUCCUAACGAAACCCAAGGAAAACCGUUCAGUACAUGAGCUAUGAAAUUCUUUCUAGGGAUCUCAGGAUGGAACGACAGCAGUCCAAAACUCGAGGCCGGCUUCCCAGAUAAGCAACCUAACAACGAUGCAGCAAAGCUGAACCGCAAGGAAUCUUACAAAGCGCAACGAAAAAACUACCGCCGUGAAAAGAAACGAGUAGCAUCCGAGUUGCUCAACUCGCUACAGGAUCCGGCCGUAAUAGUACUGGCCGAUUGGCUGAAGAUACGGGGCACCCUCAAGUCAUGGACAAAGCUUUGGUGCGUGCUUAAACCGGGUCUGCUGUUCAUUUACAAGAGUCCGAAGACCAAAAGCAGUCACUGGGUGGGAACGGUUUUGCUCACUUCGUGUCAGGUGAUCGAACGGCCAAGCAAAAAGGAUGGUUUCUGUUUCAAACUGUUCCACCCGUUAGAUCAAACGAUAUGGGCUCCUCGAGGGCCGGACAAGGAAACGAUGGGAGCAGUUGUGCAACCGCUUCCCACAUCCUACCUGAUUUUCCGAGCUCCCAGCCAAGCCGCAGGAAAAUGCUGGAUGGAUGCUUUGGAAUUAUCCCUGAGGUGUUCAGCGUUGCUUGUUCGAUCAGUUCCUGCUAUUGAUACUAAUGUGUGCGAGGGCGCCACCAGUACUCACGAGACUCAAUGGUCCGAGGCGGACUAUGAGAAGCACUUUGACGAGCAUGAUUUGGAUAUCGAUAGUCAACCGGACCAGGGAACUCUGGUCAUGUCCGCUGGAGAAUCCGAUUCCGAGUCGGAUUUAGGUGAUGGAUUGGAAGUGGAGGAGUUUCCUGAGACAGCAUACGUUCACUGUCCGGAAGAGGAAUUCGGCGCUGCGGGAGAACAAGUGGAAGAGCUACCGGAGGAACAUAAAAGUUUGAUAUGGUUCUUGGUCAAACAGGUUCGGCCCGGUAUGGAUCUUAGCAAGGUAGUAUUGCCGACUUUUAUCCUGGAGCCUCGUUCGUUUUUGGAUAAACUUGCGGAUUCCUACUACCAUGCAGAUAUUCUAUCAAAGGCUGUUCUAGAGGAUGAUCCAUUUACACGUAUGAAAACUGUAGUUCAGUGGUAUCUGUCGGGGUUUUAUAAGAAACCCAAAGGCCUAAAGAAACCUUACAAUCCUAUUUUGGGUGAAACGUUUCGCUGCUAUUGGCAGCACGAAAACGGUAGUCGGACAUUCUAUAUAGCUGAGCAGGUCUCGCAUCAUCCACCUAUUUCCGUUUUCUAUGUGACGAAUCGACAGGAUGGGUUUUCCAUCAGUUGCAGCAUUUUGGCAAAGUCGAAAUUCUAUGGGAAUAGUACUUCGGCAAUACUAGAAGGUGUUGCAACGUUGACAUUGCUGCCAAGAGGCGAAUGCUACACUUUGACUGUUCCUUAUGCCCAUUGUAAGGGCAUUCUAAUGGGAACCCUAUCAAUGGAACUCGGCGGCAAGAUAUCAAUCGAAUGUGAAAACACUGGUUACAAGACGGAGCUUGAAUUCAAGUUGAAACCUUUCUUGGGAGGUAACGAGUAUACCAAUCUAGUCACCGGUAAGUUGAAGCUAGGGAAGGAGACACUAGCAACCAUAAAUGGUCACUGGGAUGGCGAGAUACGGAUGAAGGAUAGCCGUACCAAUGAGGAAACGGUGUUGUUCAAUCCUACAACGGAAGUCCGAUCGAAAAGAUUGCGCCGCUUUGUAGUACCGAUGGAAUCGCAAGGUACAAACGAAUCGGAACGGCUUUGGCAACAUGUCGCUGCCGCUAUCCGCAGAGACGAUCAGGUCGGAGCCACUGAGGAGAAAACGGCUCUGGAAGAAGCGCAACGAAUCGCGGCCAAAGAGCGAAAGGCCACCUGCACUGAGUGGGUGCCGCUGUUGUUCCAGCAGGAUCUGGUCACAGGGCAGUACCACUAUAAAUAUGCUGACUUGCGUCCGUGGGAUCCGCGGAAUGAUCUACGUCAGUACGAGUGUAACUAUCGCAUCCAAACGAAAACACGUCAUCAGGCCCCGAUGGUGCGUACCGCCUCGGUUAUCAGCACAGAACCGCUCAGCAUUCUGCAGGCAGAAUCACGUAGUUCAUUGCGGAAAGGUCGCCUGGUAGCCGCUGGAGUGGCCUUGAAGACUCGCAAAAUCUCAUCCAACACGUCCACGCCGGAUCUGAACGACCCGAAUUCAGACUCUAGUCAUUCGAACGAUCAUACCAACAGCAUCUCCAAUGCCAGGGUAUUACAUUCACUGGACGACAUCAACAAAAAGUUGGAGGAACACUCGAAGAAACUAUCGAAGCUACAGUUGGACCUUGACAAGAUAACCUGGGCACCCCGAACCAGUUCCAGUGAUGGUGGAUUCCUUGGCUCAGUCAGUUUGAGGAGUCUCGUGUUCGGGGUUAUUGGGUUUUUGCUGCAAAUCUUUGUCGUGUGGCUUUUUACGAAACGAUCUCUCACGAAGAUCGGUCCAUCGGAUGCCGGAGGUGCUACGGCACCGUCCAACGACGGUAGUCAAUAGUGUAAUGAUUUAUGCAAUACUUGGAUAGUUUUAUUGAAGUUUAUUUUUAUGUUGAUUAUCUUUAUAUUUUACCACAAUCCAUUCUACAAUCUACACACGGAAAGUAGUCCCGUAAAGCAUUUUUUGCGUUUACAUAAAAAAACUGGAUUAAGCUAUUACAACACAACAUAGUUGUUUUUAUGGGAAUGGAUUGUAUAAUUGGUUGCAGUACUCUUCGGGUGUUCAACGGUGAACAAUCUAUUAAUUUCAAACAAUUGUGAAUUACAUAGGGUUUAAACCACCUCUAAAUCAGCAUGCAGGUAAACACACAUUUUGCAACUCCUUUACAAAACUAGCAUUUUAAUCUUACUACAUACUUUUUGAAUGCUAUAAAAACUCAAAUAGCGGGGACAAAAACCGUUCUGACUUGUUCCGUAAGCGUAAAAGGAAAUCGGUUGGAAAAGAGACCCAGCUGCAGAUGCUAUUCCAUACUAGAAGCCAUAGUAGCCAAUAUUUCGUCCCUCCAUCCUGAAGCUUUACGGCGAAAAGUUAAUGUAGACCAAGCGAAAAGCUCCCUUUUAUAUACCUACUUACAUUCCGCAUUAGGCUGAAGAUUCAAAAAAUGAAUUUCUUUACAAAGACUUUUAUAGCAAACAACGUUAAAAGAUAAAUUAUGAGAGAUAGUAAUGAAAUUCGAUUCCCAAUUACUUCAACUAUUUAUUCAUAGGUGGAGAAGAAUGCAAUAAUUAUUGUAGUUGUUACCUCGAAUUAAAGGAAAUAAACUUUUUCCUAAAUAAUCGUAGCAGAAUACAAAACAGUGGUGGUAAGAUUUACUUUUCGGCAAACCCAUAUCAGUAGUGAACCAACCAGUCAAUCAUAUUAUGCAUAAUUCUUUUAGCAUCACAGUAGUUUUAUUUGAUAGUAAUAAGGCUUCAAUACUUUUACUUAACUUGUUCAAUACCCUACUAUCAAUCAUCUCGAAAAAAUCCAAACCACAGUCUGCUUCCGGGUACUAUUUUGUCGUACUAUUAAUUAUCUCUAGGUAUAAGCGAUAUCAAUCAUUUCCGAAGGUUUCCCAGCAGUUAAAGUUUUGGUGUAGUGUCUAGUGGGCGGUUGUGUAUAUUUUUUUAAAUAUUCAAGCAAUGAUUUAUCCAAUGCAGUCAAAACGGUUAUCGAAUCAGAAGGUUAAUGCUAAGUUGCUAUUUUGUAACUAGAAGCGAGAGUAAACUAACUGAAUUUUGCCGUUAUCAUCUAAUUGCAGCCGUACUAACAUAAGCUAAACUUUACAAUAUGCUAGCACUAACAGGAAGUUUAUGGAAAUUAUUGCGCUUUGCGCGCGCCCAAUGGAUUACUAAUAAUAUGCAUCAAAUUGUUACUAAAAUACAGCUUCACUGGUUACA
Sabethes cyaneus is the source of this 4862-nucleotide messenger RNA. RefSeq names its product oxysterol-binding protein-related protein 8 (gene Orp8). The record is from RefSeq and is a predicted model, not a curated record. The transcript is spliced from 10 exons. Lineage: Eukaryota; Metazoa; Arthropoda; Insecta; Diptera; Culicidae. Gene Ontology annotation, molecular function: cholesterol binding. Gene Ontology annotation, cellular component: intracellular membrane-bounded organelle; membrane; cytosol. The coding region runs from base 1015 to 3483 and encodes 822 amino acids.